Molecule: messenger RNA, 546 nt
Organism: Hirsutella rhossiliensis
Lineage: Eukaryota; Fungi; Ascomycota; Sordariomycetes; Hypocreales; Ophiocordycipitaceae
Product: polyprotein
Exons: 1
Coding region: 1-546 (181 amino acids)
Source: RefSeq, a predicted model, not a curated record
AUGGUCUUUACGGAUGGAUCAUUUGCCAACAAUAAGGACCUCUCAUCACAAAUCGGCUUUCUUGUUAUGCUUGUUAACGAAAAACAAGAAAGCUCCGAGGAUGUUCCUUCUUUUCACAUUAACGGCAAUUUGAUCCAUUGGAGCUCUACGAAGUGCAAGAGGGUAACCCGAAGUGUGCUUGCCUCCGAGAUCUACGGCAUGACCGACGGAUUUGACAUCAGCCUUGCUAUUGCAACGACCCUAAGAAUGAUCACCGACCGACUGAAUCUCCCUCCAAUCCCCCUUAUCGUCUGCGUAGACUCUUAUUCCCUUUACGAAUGCAUCGUCAAGCUCGGCACAACAAAGGAAAAGCGUCUUAUGAUUGACAUUAUGGCUCUACGGCAGUCAUAUGAGAGACGGGAGAUAUUAGAAGUCCGAUGGAUCAACGGCAACGACAACCCAGCUGAUGCAAUGACGAAGGCGUCACCAAACAAGGCCCUUGAGCGCUUCAUCUCGACUAACCAGCUGACUAUCCGGGUAGAAGGGUCAGUCCAUAGGCCAGUGUGA